Toxotes jaculatrix (banded archerfish) is the source of this 1142-nucleotide messenger RNA. Its product is annotated as ankyrin repeat and SOCS box protein 12-like. Gene Ontology annotation, molecular function: protein binding. The transcript has 3 exons. Bases 60 to 974 code for a protein of 304 amino acids. The record is from RefSeq and is a predicted model, not a curated record. Lineage: Eukaryota; Metazoa; Chordata; Actinopteri; Toxotidae. Gene Ontology annotation, biological process: intracellular signal transduction.
AGAAGAAGAAACGGGAAGAUGAAAGCAGCAGCUGCUGGUGACACAGCGAAGCAGGUUCUAUGCUUCGAUUAAGGACCUCUGAAGAAGAAGAAAGAAGUUGUGAAAUUUCCCAGCUCAGAGAAGCAGUGUUACAAAACAAUGACAAACUCCUCGAUGAGAUGCUCUGCCAAGAAAUCUACAAGAAGGUCAUCAACUGCAGAGGUGGGUGGGGCAUUGCAGGCACGCCUCUGCAUGCUGCUGUGUCUAAAGGCCACCUCAGCUGUCUGCAGGUCCUGCUAGCCCACGGUGCCCUGGUAGACUGCGUGGAUGUCAAGGCUCAGACCCCCCUCUUUGCAGCUGUUCGUGGGAAAUACCUGGACUGUGUCUUAGCGCUCCUAAGAGCAGGUGCCAACCCCAACGGGAACUCAUCCAACAACUGCUCCCCCGUCCUCACUGCUGCUCGGGAGGGUGAUGUGGAGGUAUUAAAGGAACUGCUUAAACAUGGCGCAGAGGUGAACUCCCGCUCCAAAGUCUUGCUCUGGACCUCCAGCGCCAGGGUGACGAGCGGGCCGCUGUACCUGGCAGCUGUUUACGGACACAUGGAGUGUUUCAAACUGCUGCUCCUCUAUGGGGCGGACCCAGAUUACAACUGCACAGACACAAAGCUGCUGAGUUCUAUCAAGCAGCCCAAAACUGUGCUGGAGAUGUGCCUCAGGCACGGCUGUGGGGUGGAGUACAUCCAGCUUCUCAUCGACUUUGGUGCAAACGUCUACCUCCCUACGCUGAUCAUCGAGAAGUCCACAAAGCAGAACGAGGCUGUGGAGCUGCUUCUGCGGGAAAGAGGAAAUCCAAAAGCCUUGACUUCCCAGUGCCGACUCACCGUCAGAAGAUACCUCAAAAAGAUCAACAAGAUCCACUGCAUCGACCAGCUGGAAAUGCCAACAUCUCUCAUUAACUUCCUGCAAUACAAACCUGUCCCAGCCACUGUUCUGUAGCUAAGUGAGCUGGAGGUGUGUUGUGUAAAUUCUUUUUUUUUUUUUUUUUUUUUUUUUAAUUUUAGCUAAAGCUUUGGUUUUAUUUGCAGAUUUUGAACCGUCUUUGUCUUUUUAUGAAUGACUCCUGUCUAUUCAUGUGCUGUUCUGUUGAGACUGAUAAGUCAAAAC